This is a messenger RNA of Hordeum vulgare subsp. vulgare (domesticated barley), 566 nucleotides long. RefSeq lists its product as uncharacterized. The record is from RefSeq and is a predicted model, not a curated record. The coding region runs from base 16 to 360 and encodes 114 amino acids. NCBI's taxonomy places the organism in Eukaryota, Viridiplantae, Streptophyta, Magnoliopsida, Poales, Poaceae. The transcript has 2 exons.
UCGUGUGGAUUGUUUAUGUUAAAUUUUAUGGAGUAUUGGACAGGAGAACUUUUGUCAGAUCAAUUCACUCAGGAGGACAUGAAAGAAUUUCGACGAAAAUUAGCUGUCAUACUAUUGGAGAGAGAACUUAAUAAGUUAAAAGGAAGUCCAAUAUACUAUGAGCCUGACAAUGAAGAACUUGAAUUUGAUUCUGAUGUUGAGCUCCUGGAUGAUCGAAAGCGUAAGCGGCAAGAUACACCUGAUGGAGCCGAAGACAAAAGCCCCCAUCCAGUCCCAAUCAUGGGCGUAGACCUGCAUGAUUUAGUUGACAAAAUAUGCAAUGACAUCAUGGCAAUUAAUGAUGCUGAUUUGUUGGAGUAAGCACCAUGUCUAAGAAAUAUAAAGCUUCAAUAUUAACUAUUACAAUGUUAUGAUUAUUAAUUGUUACCUAUAGGAAGGAGUGGAUGUGAAGCUCUAAACCCCAUCCAAUAGGAUUAAGUCUUAGAAGAAUUCAGGGUAUACUCCACAGGGACCAUCCGCUGGACAUUCAUUGUUUCAACAUGGCUAUACGUAUACUUGCAUGUGAC